This is a messenger RNA of Dermochelys coriacea (leatherback sea turtle), 3339 nucleotides long. It is a transcript of the gene OXCT1, whose product is annotated as 3-oxoacid CoA-transferase 1. Gene Ontology annotation, molecular function: succinyl-CoA:3-oxo-acid CoA-transferase activity. Gene Ontology annotation, biological process: ketone body catabolic process. Gene Ontology annotation, cellular component: mitochondrion. The record is from RefSeq and is a predicted model, not a curated record. Lineage: Eukaryota; Metazoa; Chordata; Testudines; Dermochelyidae. The transcript has 18 exons. Bases 1329 to 2921 code for a protein of 530 amino acids.
GAAGAGCUAAAAGAUAAAAUAUUCAUAAGCACUAUCUACCCAACAUCAAGAUAAGUGUUUGAUAUCAGUGCUGGGUGUAAGGCUGGUUGCUUAUCAGAUUGUCACAGAUAGGCAUGGAAUCUGAGAAUUUUAGAUGCUAAAAAUGAACCUGUGCAGAGUUCAUCCAUUGCAGAGGCAAUAGCAGGGAUGAGGAACUGCACAAUGUGUAGUCUGAACUUAUUCAGAGAAGUGAGACUGAAGCAGAGCCAGCUCACACAAUCAGGUAAUUCACUUCCAGUGGCAUCCCCUGUCAUCCUACUUCAGAUGUCAAAGUAGCUCCCACACCACCAUAGAUUAGUUUUAGAGAAUUUGUAGUUAUCAACAGUACUUUAGGAAAAGAAUGGCAGUCAUUUUUUUUCAAAACCUCAGCAACAUGGGACACUUGUACAUUGCUAGAACUCCUCAGCUUACUCCAAAAUGUUAUCAGUAGGUCCCUUAGGGCCAGGUUUAGCUAUCAUUUAUGCACGAGUAAUUCCAGGGAAUUUAGUGGGACUUCUUGCAGGUAUCAGUUUAUUAGAGAGCUGUUUGCAGAACUGGGGUCUUUCUCCUUCGAGCGUUUGUAUGGUUUGGAAUUCUGUCAGAUCACCGGGACGCAACAGCCAGCUCUAUAGGGCCAGGAAAGGAAACUGGCCACCGACUAGUGCUGAAGGUCAGAUAACCCCUUGUGUGCUAGGGCUAAAGCCUGUCACUCAGUGAAGUAAGAUUUCAUAGGAGAGCAGAAUCAGGGGGGCUGCUGAGAAGCGGGGAAAUGGGAGGGGAGGGGAGCAGUUCAAUGCCCAGUGCCGUGCCCCCUUGGCUUCAGUUGUCAUCAUGUAAUUACAUCGCCCAUGGGGCGGCUCUAACCCAGCGCUGCUUCCACCGCUGACCUGUGUGGUCCCCCCGGCCCUGCUCCCACUUCAGUGCUCGGCAGCGGCCUUGGGCUCCUGCACCGCGUCGCAGAGCCCGGGAAGGGAAGCUGGGUGCCCCGCGCCCUGCUCAGUCUGCUGGGAGCUGGGCUGAGCCUCCCCCCCCCCCCGCAAUCACACGCCGCCCCCGAUCAUCGCCCACCCCCAGCUGCUCGCACCUCCUCCGCAAGGGUUAAAAGCAAGACGUCAAGGGCAGCCAGCGCCGAGCCCCUGCCCCACCCCGCUCUCAUGUGAUCGCAACGCCCCGCUGCAGCCGCCUCGCGUUCCCGCCCUGCACCGGCUGGGCAGCUGCAGCCCCAGCGCUCCGCUCCGCUCGGCCGAGGCAGCUCCCCGCCUCUCCCCGGAGUCUAGACUCUCCCGCCCCGCGCGCUGCGAAGCCCGAAGAUGGCGGCUUAUAAACUCCUCCGCGGGCUGAGCCCCGGCAUCUCCCCUCCCGCCGCUGGGGGGGCCCGCAGGGGGUGCGCCCCGGCGCUGCGGGCAGCCCAAGCCAAGAUUUGUGGCUGCUAUUUCUCUACCAGCAAUCAUUGCAACACCAAAUUCUAUACUGACGCUGUGGAAGCAGUAAAAGACAUACCCAAUGGGGCAACUAUACUUGUUGGUGGUUUUGGAUUGUGUGGAAUUCCAGAGAACCUCAUAGGAGGCUUACUGAAGACUGGAGUGAAAGGGUUAACUGCAGUCAGCAACAAUGCAGGUGUUGACAAUUUUGGACUUGGUCUUUUGCUUCAAACUAAGCAGAUAAAACGGAUGGUAUCAUCCUAUGUUGGGGAAAAUGCAGAAUUUGAACGACAAUACUUAUCUGGAGAAUUGGAAGUUGAGCUUACACCUCAGGGUACGCUUGCUGAGCGAGUCCGUGCAGGAGGUGCAGGCAUUCCAGCAUUUUUCACAAGCACGGGCUAUGGAACAUUGGUACAAGAAGGAGGAGCGCCUAUCAAAUACAACAAAGAUGGCAGCAUUGCCAUUGCCAGUCAGCCAAGAGAGGUGAGGGAGUUUGAUGGUCGUCACUAUAUUAUGGAGAAGUCAAUUACAGGUGAUUAUGCGCUCGUGAAGGCGUGGAAGGCUGAUCGCGCAGGAAACGUUAUCUUCAGGAAAACUGCAAGAAACUUCAACCAACCUAUGUGCAAAGCUGCCAAAACAGCUGUGAUAGAGGUAGAAGAAAUUGUUGAUAUAGGAUCAUUUGCCCCGGAAGAUAUUCACAUUCCAAAGAUCUAUGUCCAUCGUCUCAUAAAGGGAGAGAAAUAUGAAAAGAGAAUUGAACGAUUAUCCAUCCGAAAGCCUGAAGACUCAAAAGCCAAACAAAAGAAGGAAGGAGAUAAUGUGAGAGAGAGGAUCAUCAGACGAGCAGCUUUAGAGUUUGAAGACGGCAUGUACGCUAAUCUGGGCAUAGGAAUUCCACUGUUGGCCAGCAACUUCAUCAGUCCAGACAUUUCAGUUCACCUGCAGAGUGAAAAUGGAGUCCUGGGCUUGGGUCCUUAUCCACUUGAAAACGAGGUAGAUCCAGACCUGAUUAAUGCAGGUAAAGAGACAGUCACCGUUCUUCCAGGUUCCUCCUAUUUCUCUAGUGAUGAAUCAUUUGCAAUGAUUAGAGGAGGUCAUGUCGAUUUGACAAUGCUUGGAGCAAUGCAGGUGUCUAAAUAUGGUGAUCUGGCCAACUGGAUGAUACCUGGUAAGAUGGUGAAAGGAAUGGGCGGUGCUAUGGACUUGGUGUCUAGUGAACAAACCAAAGUGGUCGUCACCAUGGAGCACUCAGCCAAGGGCAACGUCCACAAAAUUAUGGAAAAAUGUAAUUUGCCACUUACUGGGAAACAAUGUGUAAAUCGUAUCAUUACGGAGAAGGCUGUGUUUGAUGUGGACAAGAAAAAGGGACUGACCCUGAUUGAAAUCUGGGAAGGACUGUCAGUAGAUGAAAUCAAGAAAAGCACUGGCUGUGACUUUACAGUUUCACCAAAUCUCAUACCGAUGAGGCAGAUUUCAACCUGAAAAGCAAGCUGGUCUGACUUGCCAGAGUUCUUGUUUCCAAACGGGAGCUCAGUGAAGGGAAAUCAGUGUCUGUUUUGCAAUUAUACUUUUUUUAAAGGGCUUUUAAAGUAGUUUCUUAGUAGUUAAACUCAGGCUGUGAUAGCUGUUUCUCACAUGACAUUACAGUCCAGUUUUAAUAAAAAGGUGAAUUUAAUUCCUAAUUUUUGAUAACAUCAUACUACAGUCAUGAUUGUUAAUAAGCACUGACUCAAGGAAAUGCCUUGUAGAAGUAGUCUUAUUGCUAAGGACUACAUUUUUAAAAAAGUACAGACCUACUGUACAAACAGACAAUGUGCAUGCCAACUUCCAACUGCCUUUCUACAUUUUCUGAAGUUUUACAAACAAAUUAACCACUGGAAGUGGAAAUACUGCAAAUGUC